AUGUCUGGGUUCCUUGAGCAUUCAUACAGCUUGGUCCACCAGGACAAUGCUGCGGACGUUCCCUCCGUGUCCGACCUGCGGACCCAGCUCGAGAAGGGGACCGACGAUUCGAAGGUUGAGACCAUGAAGCGCAUUUUGACCAUCAUGCUCAAUGGUGACUCAAUGCCUUCUUUGCUUAUGCAUAUUAUACGCUUUGUUAUGCCCGCCAAAGAUAAGCGACUCAAGAAGCUUCUCUAUUUCUACUACGAAAUAUGUCCGAAGCUUGACGCCGGUGGAAAGCUCAAGCAGGAAAUGAUCUUGGUCUGCAAUGGCAUCAGGAACGAUCUCCAGCACCCGAACGAGUACAUUCGCGGCAACACCCUCCGCUUCCUCUGCAAGCUUCGCGAAGCUGAGCUCAUUGAGCCCCUCCUUUCUUCAGCCCGCUCAUGUCUGGAACAUCGGCAUGCUUAUGUCCGCAAGAAUGCGGUCUUCGCUAUUUCUUCGAUCUUCUCCCACUCCCCAUCUCUGAUCCCGGAUGCUUCAGAACUUAUCGCGACUUUCCUGGAGAGCGAGACGGAUGCGACCUGCAAACGCAAUGCUUUUGCUGCGUUAGCCAGCAUCGAUCACGAUGCGGCUUUGAUCUACUUGAGCUCGGUAUUCGAAGGCAUCGCCAACGCUGAAGAGCUCCUUCAACUUGUGGAGCUCGAGUUCAUCCGAAAGGACGCAAUCCAAAACUCACAAAACAAGGCUGCCGCCGCCAAGUUCAUCGAGCUGAGCAUCAAGGAGGCAGAUAACAACGUGAAACUCAUUGUUCUGGACCGCGUUGAUCAACUGCGCAAGAAAAACCCCGGUGUCUUGGACGAUCUCACGAUGGAAAUCCUGCGUGCUUUAACGAGCACCGAUCUAGACGUCCGCAAGAAGGCUCUUGAGAUUGCACUACAGAUGGUGACCAGCAAAAACGUUGAAGAAGUGGUACUUCUUCUCAAGAAAGAACUGUCAAAGACUGUGGACCAAGAAUAUGAGAAGAACGCCGAGUAUCGAUCUCUCCUCAUUCACUCUAUCCAUCAAUGUGCCAUCAAAUUCUCGGAAGUUGCGGCUAGUGUCGUAGACCUUCUGAUGGACUUCAUCGCCGACUUCACGAAUGCGUCAGCGGUUGAUGUUAUCAACUUUGUCAAGGAAGUCGUGGAGAAGUUCCCCAAUUUGCGCCCUACUAUCGUUCAGCGACUAGUAUCCACUCUCGAUGAGGUACGCGCUGGGAAGGUUUAUCGUGGCAUCAUGUGGAUCAUUGGCGAAUAUUCUCUUGAAGAGAAAGAUAUUCGAGACGCCUGGAAAAGGAUCCGGUCCAGCCUGGGCGAGAUUCCUAUUCUGGCUUCAGAGCAGCGGCUUCUUGAAGACGAUAGUUCCGAGGAGCUAGCAGACGAACAACCUAAUGGCGGGUUCAAGCCUGCUGCUCCCAGCGGAUCUCGUAAGGUCCUUGCGGACGGUACGUACGCUACAGAAACUGCCCUCACCAGCCAGUCUUCGGCGGCGGCCAAGCUUGAAGCUGUCAAAGCGGCCCAGAAGCCCCCGUUGCGCCAACUGAUCCUCGAUGGCGACUACUAUCUCGCUUCGGUUCUUUCAUCAACAUUGGUCAAGCUUGUUCUGCGACAUUCUGAGCUCUCGUCGGAUAAGGCUCGGACCAACGCUCUACGUGCCGAGGCGAUGCUCAUCAUGAUCUCUAUUCUACGCGUGGGCCAAUCACAAUUUGUCAAAGCACCCAUUGAUGAGGAUUCAGUUGACCGCAUCAUGUCUUGCGUUCGCUCUCUGGCAGAAUUCGAGAAGAAGAAGGAGCUGGAGAAUGUGUGGCUCAAGGAUACUCGCAAGGCGUUCAACGCCAUGGUGCAAGUGGAGGAGAAGAAAAGAGCGGCAAGGGAGGCGCAUGAGAAGGCCAAGACAGCUGUGCAAGUUGACGAUGUAGUAGACAUCAGGCAGCUGUCCAGGAAGAACGCCAGUGACGGCCUCGACGAGACCGAGGUUGAUCUGGAGAGGGCGACAGGCGGCGAGUCAGCCACAGAGGACCUAUCUUCCAAGCUUAGCCGGGUUGUUCAGCUUACCGGAUUCUCCGAUCCCGUAUAUGCGGAAGCCUACGUCAAGGUGCACCAAUUCGACAUUGUGCUCGAUGUCCUCUUGGUGAAUCAGACCAUGGAGACACUCCAAAACCUGUCGGUCGAGUUCGCGACUCUCGGCGACCUCAAGGUGGUUGAGCGUCCCACUACCCAAAAUCUCGGGCCGCACGAUUUCCACAACGUGCAAUGCACAAUCAAAGUAUCGUCGACUGACACUGGUGUCAUUUUUGGUAACGUCAUUUAUGAUGGUGCCCAUUCGACUGAUACCAACGUUGUCAUUUUGAAUGAUCUUCACGUCGACAUCAUGGACUACAUCCAGCCCGCUUUCUGCACAGAAACUCAGUUCCGAACUAUGUGGACGGAAUUUGAGUGGGAGAACAAGGUGAACAUCAACUCCAAGGCGAAGACCCUCCGAGAGUUCCUCGAGCAACUCAUGGCAUGUACGAACAUGGAGUGUCUGACCCCUGAGGCAAGCCUCAAGGGUGAUUGCCAAUUCUUGAGUGCCAAUCUCUAUGCGCGGAGCGUAUUCGGCGAAGAUGCACUGGCGAACCUCAGCAUUGAAAAGGAGGGCGAGGACGGCCCUAUCACUGGUUUCGUCCGGAUAAGAAGCCGGUCGCAAGGCCUGGCGCUCAGCCUAGGGUCAUUGAAAGGGCUGAAUAAGAUCGGGUCCUCUGCUUAG
This is a messenger RNA of Emericellopsis cladophorae, 2763 nucleotides long. Its product is annotated as Coatomer subunit beta-like protein. The transcript is spliced from 5 exons. Gene Ontology annotation, biological process: endoplasmic reticulum to Golgi vesicle-mediated transport; intracellular protein transport; intra-Golgi vesicle-mediated transport. The record is from RefSeq and is a predicted model, not a curated record. Gene Ontology annotation, cellular component: cytoplasm; COPI vesicle coat. The coding region runs from base 1 to 2763 and encodes 920 amino acids. Lineage: Eukaryota; Fungi; Ascomycota; Sordariomycetes; Hypocreales; Bionectriaceae. Gene Ontology annotation, molecular function: structural molecule activity.